Messenger RNA from Etheostoma cragini (Arkansas darter), 7198 nucleotides. Its product is annotated as LIM and calponin homology domains-containing protein 1-like. Lineage: Eukaryota; Metazoa; Chordata; Actinopteri; Perciformes; Percidae. The transcript has 31 exons. Bases 323 to 5866 code for a protein of 1847 amino acids. Gene Ontology annotation, biological process: positive regulation of stress fiber assembly; regulation of focal adhesion assembly. The record is from RefSeq and is a predicted model, not a curated record. Gene Ontology annotation, cellular component: stress fiber. Gene Ontology annotation, molecular function: myosin II head/neck binding.
ACGUGUUUAAAAUGCUCGGCAGCAGCCUCGCGCAGUUCGGCUGCGUACAAGAAUCAUUAUUUUUAGCGCCUGGCUCGUGUUGCAGUGUCGGGGUCGCGACAAGCUCUUUUUCGCCAUCUCCUUGCCGCUGUUUGAGCAGGACUCGUGGGGAGCACAAGAGAGCUACCCGACGGACUGACUGGUGCGUGAAGUUGCGGGGUGUAACGUUAGACGAUAGAAAGCGAGGAGGAGGAUAACGGACUGACAGAGCGGGGAGGGGAGCACCACCAACUCAUCUUUCCACAUAUCACUAUCUGGUCCUAGUCAAACGGCCUGCCCGGAGAUGGCUAGCCCCGCAGCAGGUCGAGGUGUCCCGAAUGCUUCGCCGCAGGACGAGCCGGAACAUUCGGUGCCGAACCAUCCAGAACCAGCCUGUCUGGAGGCACAGAAAUGGAUAGAGGCUGUAACUGGGAAGAGCUUUGGAGACAAGGACUUCCGCAGUGGAUUGGAGAAUGGCAUCCUGUUAUGCGAGCUGCUGAGUGCAAUCAGACCAGGGCUGGUCAAGAAGAUCAACAGACUGCCCACCCCCAUCGCCGGGCUGGACAACCUGUCAGUCUUCCUGCGGGGCUGUGAGGAGUUGGGCCUGAAGGGCUCCCAGCUGUUUGACCCUGGAGACUUGCAAGACACUUCCAUACGAGCUAACCUAAAGGACUCUGACUGCAACCGCAAACUCAAAGAUGUGCUGAACACAGUGUUCUGGCUUGGGAAGGCUGCCAGUGGCUGCGCAUCCUACAGCGGCCCUACUCUCAACCUCAAGGAGUUUGAAGGGCUUCUUGCUCAAAUGAAGUUGGAGAGUGACGAAGGAGGCGACAGUUCACAGAAGCGCAGCGUUAGAGACAGCGGCUACGACUGCUGGGACUCUGAGAGGAGUGAUUCACUCUCUCCACCCCGACACACUCGCGACAACUCCCUAGACAGUCUGGACUCUUUUGGCUCCCGCUCACAGCACAGCCCUUCUCCUGAUGUGGUGAAUCGAGGACACAGUGAUGGGCGAGGCAGCGACUCGGAGGCUGAUGCCCCCAGCAGGAGGCCAGAUGUGCGGAAGGAUGACAUGUUGGCCAGACGGACAGCCAGCAGUGAAUCAAGAAACUUUAUUCCCUUUAACCAGUUUCUUCCCAACCGAACCAAUGCCAGCUCCUACAUCCCGACACCACGGCGAAAACCACAUACAGAGGAAGAAGAGCAGCGGAGUCACCCUCAAUCCAUUCCAGAGCAGUCCAAAAGAACUGGACCACACCACAAAACUCCUAAAACUGUCACUUGGGCAACUGAGAACAAUGGGGAAAAACUAAAACGGGAAGAGGAGAAUGUGACUCAGGGAGUGUUGGAGCAGAAGAGGCUGCUGAUGUUGGAGAAGGCAGGGAUUAAAGUUCUGCCUGCUGUUGUCCGCUACAGCAGCCCUCCCACAAUGGUUGAACAGGAAGUGAGGUCCCCGUCGCCGAACAUUAUCCUCCGCUGCGAUAAUGACUUUUUGAGCUCUCACAAAUCUGUGUGGGACUCCUCCCCUGAUGUGGAAGAGGAGGCAGAGGUGCAGAAAGUCCCAGAUGUUCGUAGAGACGACCUGGCAUCCAGACGAGCUCAUCGUGGCUCCGUUGCUCCCAAGGUCCAUCAGUUUGUCCCUCCACCUGAAUGUAGCAACAAAGACAGGGAGCGCUGGGAAGGGAUUAGACGAGCCUCGCAGCAAACACUGCAGGAGAAGGAGAUCAGUCGGAAGGAAGCGGUUCCUGACAUCAUUACACGCAGAGACAACCCCUUCCUUAACUCUGCCUCUCGCCUCAAGGAAGAGGAGGAUGGAGAGGAAGAGGGAGAAGAGGGAGAGGUUAAGGCGACACCUAAUAAACAGAAGGAUGACCUGGCUCGUAGACGGGCUCAGAGUAAGCCCCUCCCUCAUAGGGACGGACCAAUAAGCUUUGUUUCUGCCUCCAUGAGCCAGGCUGAUAUGCAGAAGUGGGAGAGACUCAAGAUGACUGAACCCAGUGAGGCUAGCCCGUCCCCUGUGUGUCAGGCUUGUCUGGAGAAAAAUUAUGGAAGUCCUUUCAGCAGAUCAGCAAAGGCUGGAAGAGGUCACAGCAAAGUUGUGACCUUUGGGGGCGUGACUGAGAUCGAGCAGCCAGUAGACCCAGUCACUUCAAGUGAAGGGGAGGAGACAGAGUUGCUAAGACGACUCCUUUCCAAGGCAACUGUAGCCAUGCCUACCAUUGGCCUGGGGUCCCUGCUUUCAGAGCGGGAACGCAGCCAGGUAAAUGGACCUAACGUCAAUCAAUCCAUCGCUCCCUCCGCUGACCUACCACCCUGCACCCCUGAAACCCCUCUAACUCCUGCAGAGCUGGAUGCUUGUCUGGCUCAGUAUAAACGAAGAGCAGAGGAGGAGGAGGAGGAGGAGGAGGAGGAGGAAGUGGAGAGGAUCCCAGAUCUCCAGAAAGAUGACAUGUUGGCAAGGAGGACAGGAGUUUUCCAUAAACAAAGCACUUCUACAGUGACUUACAACAGUUUCCUGCCUCUUCCCAGCACUAAGCGCUACACACAAGAGGAGGUCACAACUGAUGCUGCUCCGAGGAACAAAAGGAAAGUGCAGGCGGACAGGAGCGAACAGCCGAACGUCAGGAGUUUCUCUCAUAGAGUGGAGCAACAGCAACCCAGACCUCCGAUGGAAAAACCUCAGCUACACCCUGGCAAGACUGUAAUCCGAGCAACGUCCUACAGCGAAUGUGAAUAUGAAGAGCAGGACGAUGAGUAUGAUGAGAAUGAGAUAUUGCCUGACCUGGAGAAGGAUGAUAUGAUGGCUCGAAGGACCGGUUCAUUCCAAAAACCGAGUGCAGUCAGAACAAACCAGGCCAUCAGUCAGUUCCUGCCAGUACCUGGAUCGGUUAAAUAUAACGUUGCCCCAGUGUCUGCAAUGAAGGUUCUACACAGAAAGCCUAAACUCACAGAGAAGAUGGCUAGUGAAAGCAGCAUGGAUACCGUGGCAGCAGAACCUCAGGCCCUGCUCUCCAAAGCACCAAACCUCUCUCAGUGUGCAGAGCUGAGGGAGAGGCAGGAGGAGGAUGGAAAGGAAGGAGACAUGACAAUCUCUGUCACUGAUGUGUCUGAGCCCCUCUCCUCUCCAUCACUCACCCCUCCACCCAGUUCUGCUGCUGCCCAGACUCGUAAAGUGGAGACAGAGCUGGAAAAGCAGUGUGUGGAGGAAAGAGUUGAGAAAAAGUUAGAGGAGAGAAAGAGAGACGUGAACGAGCAACCACAAAAGAAACCCUUCUGGCUGGGUGACGAUGAUCUACCUCCCAUCAUGAUGAGCCGGCGAGUUGCUUUUAUGUCUAAGGACACUGAGAGUGUGAGCAUGGGUGACAUGCUUAACGAGGAAGAGGUCGGGCACUUACAACCCCUGAGCCAAUCACGAAAUGAGCGCAUGCACGAGCAGUACAACAACUUUCAGGAAGAUGAUGACCACUGGCAAAACGAAUUGGCUCGUUGGAAGAAUCGGCGUCGCAGCACGUCCCAGGAACUGAUCAAGAAAGAGGAAGAGAGGAAGAGGAUGGAGAAAAGGAUGAAGGAGGAGGGAAGUGACUGCAAUAAGAGGAAAAGCAUUAAGACCUACAAAGAGAUCGUGGAGGAGAAGGAGCGUAGAGAGGCAGAUUUGUGUGACGCCUACAGGAAUGCAGCGACUCCAGAGGAAGCCGCCAUGGUUUUACAGCGUUACGCUCUUCGCUUUACCAUCAGUGAUGCAACACUGGACAGCCUAAAACUGCCCAGAUCCACGGCAAAUCCCAAACAGAACCUCAAUAAGGUGGAUACGGAGCACAAAACGACUUCACCUGUAAAUGAAACAUCAGAACCUCUCCACAAACCAGAACCAUGUGUUAUAAAAGACAAGUGGCACACAGAGCCUGAAGAGAUGGAGACAAAAACAGCUGCUCUACACGAGACAUCCGUUUCUGUCCCCUCCACCUCCCCAACACCUGGCAACACUCUCAGCCCGAUCACAAACUCAGACCAUGUGCCACCUCAGUCACUAGAACUGAAUGAACCUCAAUCCAAACUGACAGAGUCUCAAACCAAACAACAAAAACAACCGAUUACAGGAGAUGCAAAGCCUCAAGCCAAACACACGCCACCUCAUAUUGCACAGGUGCAGCCUCAUAUGACACAGCCUGUACAAACACUCCCCUCAUGUACAUCUGUAUCUCCCAGACCCGUCCCCCUGCUGGCAGCCAAGCCCUACUGCCAGCCCAGGAACACACUGUCUGGACAUAAACCUGUCAAGAUGGACGGGUUGGUGCGAGUAAAUGGAGAGGUGACAGAAGAUGUAUCUGUUUCUACUCCACCUACAUCUACUCAACACUUGCCACCAGCGUUCAAAGAAGUUUCCUCCAAACAGACGGAGAAAGAAGUUCCCUCCAAACAGACGGAGAAAGAAGUUCCCUCCGAACAGAUGGAGAAAGAAGUUCUCUCCAAACAGAUGGAGAAAGAAGUUCCCUCCAAACAGAUGGAGAAAGAUGCUCCCUCCAAACAGCUGGAGAAAGAAGUUCCCUCUGUAAAGAUGGAGAAAGAUAUUCCCUCCGUACAGCUGGAGAAAGAAGUUCCCUCCGUACAGAUGGAGAAAGAAGUUCCCUCCGUACAAACGGAGAGAAAUGUUCCCUCCGAGCAGAUGGAGAAAGACAUUCCCUCCAUACAGAGAGAUAAAGAUGUUUCCUCCAAGUCUAAUGCGACAAAUCAGGAGACGGUAGAGCAGGCACCAUCUCCAAAGAAAGAAAGAUUGACCACGUCUUUAGGCUCUGCCAUCAGCUCCCUGAUUGGAGGUCGAAACUGUACCAUUACUACAACUAUUGUGACAGAGCUCACACAUGUGGAGCCACAUCACCCGGAUAUCCAAAGCAAUGAACAGAUUAGUGGUACUUCUGGGUUAUCUGGGAGUCCAGUGGGCGGGGGAAAGACUCAGCCAGCUACAUCACCAAACAGCAUGCAAGAAUAUUCUCCCACUGUCACAGAGGGACUUGAGGAGAGCAGUGUUACUAUUGAGACUCCCAUGUUGAACUUGGCUAAACGUGUUAAUCACUGGGUCUGGGACCCCAAUGAGGAACGUAAACGACUGGAAAGUUGGCAACGGGAGCAGGAGCGCCUCCUACAGGAGCAAUACCAGAAAGAACAGGAGAAGCUGAAGAAUGAGUGGGAGAAAGCACAGCUGGAAGUGCAGGAGGAGGAGAGAAAACACAAUGAAGAGGAGAGAAGAAUCCUAGAGGAGACUGUAACACCCUUAAAUCCCACUGGCUUGUUACACCAGCAUUCAGUUCAGACAGGGACGACUUCAUCAGCUCCAGAAAACAAUGAGACAGAAAGAGGAAAUAUUCCUCUACAGCAAAGCGGCCAAAAAAGGGAAAGGAACGAGGAUCAACAUGCAUCUAAGCUGCAUUUUUUCCAGGAUUCUGCAUGUGAUGGUGAACAUUCAAAGGAACAGGGAGUGUGGAAGACAGCCUCUCUGGACCGCAACCCUCAGUUAAACCAGCCACAUAUUGUUAAAAGGUCUGAGUCCCAUGAUGCUGUAACAGGCAUACAGCAGCCCUCCCCUGCUCCACCUCAGCCUCCCUCACCCAGCAGGUGUGUUAGUGGGAAGAGACUAUGUUCUGGUUGUUCUCAACCACUGGGAAAAGGAGCUGCCAUGAUCAUCGAUACACUGGGACUUUUCUUCCACAUACAGUGUUUCAAGUGUGGAGUGUGUGAUGGGCAGCUAGGUGACGCCUCUGCAGGGACUGAUGUACGGAUUCGUAAUGGACUGCUGAGCUGUCAUGAGUGCUAUAUUGCAUCUCGGGGCAGAGGUCAGCCCACCACACUAUGAUGACCUCCUCUGUCUUUGUCAGUGACUGGAUGGAGAAGAAUUUGUCACUCCGUCACUCACAUUCUGGAAAACUCUUGGAAUCAUUGUCCUUUUCCUGAAAUGCUCAAACUGCUUUAUGGAUGCUACUUUGAGUAAAAAGUGGACUGACCUGGACUGAGUGACAAAACAACACAUGCACAUGCAAUACAGUGUGUGUGCUUAUUAUACACUUUAAGAUUUUAAUUAUGUGUAGCAUGGAUGUAAUUAAUAAAAUCAGUGUGUUAAGACCUUUGCACAACCAUACUUAGCACAGUUAAGAUACUAGAAUAAGGAUCUGUUCUAUCACAAGCUUAACAUGUUACGCUAAAAGCUGAACCAAUACACAUCAGUCUCAAAGUCUUGAUCCAUUAACCCCUGCUUCUGCACUGAUGACUGAUGAUGGUUUGGGUUGGAUAACCUGAAGUAGCUUGACCUUUAUAAUGCCUUACUCAUCAUCAUACCUUCUCAUUCUUUUGGGGUUUUGUGUUUACUGUUUUGCAUGAAAGAAAAACAUGUAUAAGUUAUUGCUCAGAAGGAGUAGUGUGAGCUUCACGUUCGUUGUUGUCGUCUCAGCACCUAAACUUUAACUUCCCUCUUGUAUGUUGUACAUCAUCAUGAUAUUUUUCAUUUUUGGGGGGGGAUCUGGCUAACUUACGCAAGCUUUUUUCUUUAUAGUUAUUUUUACUGGAAUGAGAAUGCAUGUUAUUAAUUAUAUACUUGUUGUUUUUUGGAUUUUUAAAUAUUUUCCCUUUAAAAUGUUUUCGCCAUUGUUAUUCUCAUAGACUGACUGCAUCCAAAACAGUGCCUUAUGUAAUGAAUGCGAGCGCUAGUGUACAGCGAAGGAGUAAUUCACACUCACACAGACCUCUGGGUCUUGGCACAUGCGUGUGUGGGUAUGUGCGUCUGUGUGUGUGCGUGUGUAUGAAAUCAUACAUGUAUUGGUAUGUGUGCAAUGUGUGAGUUGACUUGAAGCACAGUUCCAUACCAGCAAAAAACAUUUUAAAUAGAUCUCCAAAUCACCUGCUGUUCCCUUACACCCCCUCCCAGGAGAUAAACCAAUGACACAAAGUGAUUUGCUGCUUUCCUGUUGAUUAUUCCCCCGUAUAAUGACAGUUUCACAAUGUCCAAAAAUCUCUCCCAUCUGCCUCUAUCACAAGUGUUGCCUCUCCAGAGUCUGAGCUGAAUGCCCUUCUCUUCUGUAUGUCAUUGCCUCUAUCUGAACACCUGAUAGCGUCUUUGUUAGAGGAAUAGAGCGCUCAGUUCAUUGUCUUUUAUAGCAAGUGUAUGUUUAUCAAUAAAAUAUUUUAAAUGGGA